AUAAAGGAACGCACCCUAUGUCUAUGUCGGUGAGCAGCGUCGCAGAACUCGUGAUCUCACGAAUGUAACGCCGUUGGCGGUUGGCACUGUUGGCAGUCGUUGCGGAACUUGUAAGGACGGUUCGCGCAGCGGAAUAUCGCAACAAUCAGCAACAGAAGGAUAGAAAUAAUUGAACGUCGUCGUCAUUAUGGGCAAGCAGAAUGGCGAGGAUUUGGAUCAGGAUGCGCAAGAGCGGAUGCUCAAGGAAGAUAGCACCGCAAAGAUCGCAAUCGACAAGGAUGAUAAGACUACCGAGGUAAAAUUUAUCUCAGAGAAUGGAGAUGCCAAGAUCGAUAUUGAGAUGGUAAAAGUGGCUCUUGCUGGAAUGAACAAGGAAGAAUUAAUGAAAUUUGCAAAUGACCCAUUCUGGGUGAGACUAAGAUGGGCUUUAUUCGUCAUCUUUUGGCUGAUAUGGGCAGCUAUGUUGGCUGGUGCUAUAGCUAUCAUCGUGAUGGCACCAAAAUGCUCUGCACCUGAGCCAAGAAAAUUGUGGGAAGAGAGUCCAAUUGUUGAAUUAGAUGCUUCAUCAGAUGCUCCUAAUGGUGAUUUGAAAGGAUUAGAAUUUAUAUUGGACAAUUUAAAAAAUCAAAACAUCAAGGCUAUAUCUCUCUCAUCCCUGGUGAAGGAAAGCGCAGACGGAGGAAUUAUAGAUUUUAGAGCCAUCAAACCGGAAUUAGGAAACAUCAGCGAUUUGGAAAAUCUUAUUAAAGUGGCAAGAGGAAAUAAUCAACAAGUCUUUUUGGAAUUAGAUCCUAAUCAUUCUUCUGUGGAACAUCCGUGGUUUAAACAAUCUGUAGAGAAGCAAGAUCCAUUCACAUCCUACUAUGUAUGGGCUGAUGGUAUAAAAUCUGAAGAUGGAAAAGAAAGGCGAAGUCCUCCUAAUAAUUGGCUAAGUGUAUAUGGUGGAUCUGCAUGGGAAUGGAACGAACAAAGAGGUCAAUAUUAUCUUCACCAAUUUAAUAAAUCGCAACCUGAUUUGAAUUACAACAAUCCAGCAGUGAUAACAGAAUUUGGAGAUAUUUUAACUCAUUGGCUGAAAUUAGGCCUUAGUGGUUUUCGUUUAGUGAAUACGCAAUAUUUAACGGAAGAUCCACAAUUGCAUGAUGAGUCUAGAAGCAUUCUUCCUGUAGAAUCAAGCAAUUAUCAAUCAUUGGUGCAUGUUUACACACGCGAUCGUUCAGAGAAUGCUGCGGUGUUGGCAAAGUGGCAAAGAAUAGUUCACAAUGAAACUGCCGGCGAAGGAUUAUUCGCAUUGCAAGAUGAUAUUGGCGCAGACAUUUUGCAAGUUUAUAACGAUAAGACAACGCUUGAUUUACCACAAAGUUCGCAUUUUCUCACCACUGCAAAUGCAAAUAUAAACGCAACAGACUUACGUAAAAGUAUAUCACAAUGGCUUGCUGUUACGCCAUGGCCUGCGUGGAAUGUGAAUGGCAAACAACUUUCUUUAAGGCAACGUAUGCCUAAAGACGUUGCUGACAGUAUCGUGUUAAUGACUAUGUUAUUACCAGGCACGCCAAUUCUUCAAUUGGAAGAUGUCAUGUCCGCGAAAGAUGCGUUUGCAACUUUAUCAAAUGCUCGAAGUAGUUUAACAUUCCUUCACGGAAAUAUGACGCUUAGAAUAGUGAAUGGAACUGUCUUCGUAUACGCAAGGAAUUGGUUAAAAAGCGGCAAUCCUGGAUAUCUCGUCGCGUAUCAGACGGGAGAAGAAUCGGUUGUUAUAAAUUUGUCUGGAAUUCCACGGAUAUCGGAAGAAAUCAAUGUAGUCGCGCAUAGUCCCAACUAUAUCCAAGAUACAGAGGUCUUAAAAACAAAAUUGCCAUCGGAUGCAGUGCCCAUAUCACCGAAGAGCACACUCAUUUUAACAUUUGUACCAAAAGAGUAAUCGGUCCAAGAUGGAAAGAGAUUAAUCGCUUCAAAUGCAAGAAUAAUUGCUGUAUAUGAUAUAUGUAUUUUUGUUUCAAUAUACAAGAUUUAAAGAACAGAUUUAUUGUCCAAAAAGAUUAGAAUUGUAUCAAAACAGAGUGAUAUAAACAGAACAGAAGCUCAUGGUCCUAAAAACUUA
This is a messenger RNA of Pogonomyrmex barbatus (red harvester ant), 2101 nucleotides long. It is a transcript of the gene CD98hc, whose product is annotated as CD98 heavy chain. Gene Ontology annotation, cellular component: apical plasma membrane; basolateral plasma membrane. Gene Ontology annotation, molecular function: L-leucine transmembrane transporter activity; aromatic amino acid transmembrane transporter activity; L-alanine transmembrane transporter activity. The record is from RefSeq and is a predicted model, not a curated record. Gene Ontology annotation, biological process: carbohydrate metabolic process; L-alanine import across plasma membrane; phenylalanine transport. Lineage: Eukaryota; Metazoa; Arthropoda; Insecta; Hymenoptera; Formicidae.